UUCCUCUCACCCACUCACUCACUCACUCACUCACUCUUCUUCUUGUUUGCUUAAUCAAGAGUCUUAUAAUGCUCACUGCAACCUCACAUUCCUUGUGAUCAACCUCAGAGAAAAUUAACUCUCACACCUCCACAUCUUUGAAAAUGCCUGAUGCUGAGGUCCAACGCAGUUGCCAAUGGUGGUGGAGAAGAUCCUUAUCUCGACCACAAUCGAGAUUAAUGUUCGUCGUCUCCCUCAUUUUUGCAGUCAUGCUCCAUCAUCCUGCAGGUGCAUAUGAUCCAUUGGACCCAAAUGGUAACAUAACCAUCAAAUGGGACAUCAUGUCUUGGACUCCGGAUGGCUAUGUGGCAACUGUAACGAUGAGCAACUUCCAGAUGUACCGGCACAUAAUGAGCCCAGGUUGGACAUUGUCAUGGUCAUGGGCAAAGAAGGAAGUGAUAUGGUCAAUGGUGGGAGCUCAAACCACUGAGCAAGGUGACUGCUCCAAGUUCAAAGGCAACGUACCGCAUUGCUGCGAGAAGACCCCCACAGUUGUGGACCUGCUCCCUGGAGUGCCCUACAACCAACAAUACAGCAAUUGUUGCAAAGGAGGUGUGUUGGCAGCUUGGGGGCAGGACCCUUCAGCUUCUGUCUCGGCUUUCCAGGUCAGCGUUGGCCAAGGUGGAACUUCCAACAAAACGGUCAAGCUUCCCAAGAACUUCACUCUUCUAGGUCCUGGUUUAGGCUACACCUGUGGACCUGCAAAGGUUGUUCCUUCUACUGUGUUCAUGACUCCUGAUCGCCGCCGGAAAACACAAGCACUCAGUGAGUCUUUCUUCCCUUCCCUUCUUCAUUGACAGUGGGAUUGAUGAUAAGAAAUGUUGUGUUUGUUUUUGGUGGUUGUUGUUUUUUGUGACUGCAGUGACUUGGAAUGUAACAUGUACUUACUCACAGUUCCUGGCCUCCAAGCAUCCAAGCUGUUGUGUGUCAUUCUCAACAUUCUACAAUGAAACAAUCACUCCUUGCCCUAAUUGUGCAUGUGGUUGCCACAGUAAAAGCAGCUGUAUAACGAGCAACUCGAAGGAAGCUCACAAGAAGGGAAUCAACACGCCGAAGAAGGACAACACGCCGCUGCUGCAGUGCACUCACCACAUGUGCCCGGUUCGAGUGCACUGGCACGUCAAGGUGAACUACAAAGAAUACUGGCGGGCAAAGAUUGCAGUCACCAACUUCAACUACAGGAUGAACUACACGCAGUGGACUCUCGUCGUUCAGCAUCCUAACCUGAACAAUGUCACCCAGGUCUUCAGCUUCGAUUACAAGCCUCUUGUCGCUUACCAGUCGAUAAAUGAUACUGGGAUGUUCUACGGGAUGAAGUUCUACAAUGACCUGAUAAUGGAAGCUGGGCCAUUUGGGAAUGUGCAGUCUGAAGUGCUUCUUAGGAAGGACCAGAAUACCUUCACCCUCAAGCAAGGAUGGGCAUUUCCUCGGAAGGUUUACUUCAAUGGGGAUGAGUGCAUGCUGCCACCACCUGAUGCUUACCCUUACCUCCCAAAUCUUGCCUCCGCAACUCCUCUCCCAUUUCUCACAGCAGCAGCAGCUUGGUUUCUUCUCAUGUUGCAGUACAUCUUGUGAUAAACCCUACUCCACAAGGAAGUGUGAUUGUGAUUGAAGGUUCAGCAAAAGAGAUUAUGAAGAGUGGUUUCAGAAGGAGCUGGAAUGCCGUACCCGGUAAGUAAACAUCAUUGAACCUGGAAAUUUUUGCCACCCAGAUACGAUGCUCCGACCAUAUGUAUAGUUCAGUUGUGGAGACUGUUUGCAUGUGAGAAAAGAGCCUGGUAAUAAAUAGCGUGUACUCCAAGCAUUCUUGAAACUUCAAACUUUUGUCACUGCUAAAAGGGAGUUGGAAUUAUUAAUGUAUCUGCAGUAACUUUUCAACUUUGUUCAACUUGUAGUGUUUUUGCGUUUAAGAGCUAUGUCAAAUAACAACUUCAAAAACAAAAAUCUGAGCCACAAACCUAGGG
Linum tenue is the source of this 2003-nucleotide messenger RNA. NCBI's taxonomy places the organism in Eukaryota, Viridiplantae, Streptophyta, Magnoliopsida, Malpighiales, Linaceae. The record is from the annotation of a GenBank genome assembly.